Brassica oleracea var. oleracea is the source of this 1317-nucleotide messenger RNA. RefSeq lists its product as uncharacterized. The record is from RefSeq and is a predicted model, not a curated record. The transcript has a single exon. The coding region runs from base 169 to 1134 and encodes 321 amino acids. NCBI's taxonomy places the organism in Eukaryota, Viridiplantae, Streptophyta, Magnoliopsida, Brassicales, Brassicaceae.
CAUAAACGUGUGUUGAGGUUUUCUCAAGAAGCUUCCAACAUAGUCUUUGUUGUCAAUUUUCAUCUUCUUGGCCUUCAUCGAAAAAUCUCAUCUUCAUCUCAGAUUUCGAUAUUUACCCCUUCGGUGUUAAUCUCUCGUCAGAAAAUCCUCAGGCGACAAGAGCCAGCCAUGGAUCUCCAGCCAGAAGAGCUCCAGUUGUUGACGAUUCCUCAACUACUUCAAGAAUCCAUCUCAAUCAAGAAACGAACUCCAAGAACCUUCUACCUCAUAACCCUCUCCCCAAUCUUCCCUCUCUCCUUCGCCAUCCUCGCCCACUCUCUCUUCACUCAGCCCAUUCUCGCCGAGCUCGACUCCUCCGACCCACCAAACUCUGACCGUUCCCGUCACGACUGGACCGUGCUCCUUACCUUCCAGUUCAGCUACCUCAUCUUCCUCUUCUCCUUCUCUCUCCUCUCAACCGCCGCUGUAGUCUUCACCGUCGCUUCUCUCUACACCGGCAAACCUGUCUCCUUCUCUUCCACCAUCACUGACAUCCCCAAAGUCUUCAAACGCCUCAUGAUCACUUUCCUUUGGGUUGCUCUCUUGAUGUUCGCUUACAACUCAGUCUUCCUCGUGUUCCUUGCGAUCCUUAUCGUAGCUCUAUAUUUGAACAGUGUAGGCUUAGCGAUCAUCGCCGGAGUUAUAAUCUCUGUUCUUUACUUCGUUGUUCAUGUCUACUUCACUGCCUUGUGGCAUCUAGGUAGUGUGGUUUCCGUUCUUGAGCCCGUUUAUGGACUCGCUGCCAUGAGAAAAGCUUAUGAGCUUCUCAAAGGGGAGACUAGGAUGGCUAUGGUGUUGGUCUUUGUUUACCUUUUGCUUUGUGCGGUGAUUGGUGGUGCUUUUGGAGGGAUUGUGAUUCAUGGUGGGGGAAAGUUUGGGACUUUGACUAGGACUCUUGUUGGUGGGUUGCUUGUUGGUUUGCUUGUGAUGGUGAAUCUUGUGGGUUUGUUGGUUCAGAGUGUGUUUUAUUACGUUUGCAAGAGUUAUCAUCAUCAGACGAUUGAUAAGACGGUUUUGUAUAAUCAUCUUGGUGGGUAUCUUGGAGAGUAUGUGCCUCUUAAGAGCAAUAUUCAGUUGGAGAAUUUAGAGUUUUGAAUAUUGGUUUUGAGCAGAAGAAGCUAAAGAGAUUCUGGUACUGUUUCUGGUGAUCUAUACGUAGUCCGGUUCGGAUUUGGUGAAAAGUUCUUGAUUAAAAACCCGAUAAAAUUCGGUACAGAUUCAAAAGUCCAUCAUUAACAUGUCAUCUGAUACUAGAUGAUUCGAUCAAUUUUUUAAAAA